This is a messenger RNA of Acaulospora morrowiae, 303 nucleotides long. The record is from the annotation of a GenBank genome assembly. Lineage: Eukaryota; Fungi; Glomeromycota; Glomeromycetes; Diversisporales; Acaulosporaceae.
UAACGUGUAUGACCCAACAAUAUCAAUUAACGAAAAUAUAUUAAGAAUCUCUGCCGAAAGUUUAGCAAAACUGGAUGAAUCCAAGUACCUUACGGAAUUCAUUCCAUAUUUUACAAAAUAUAAGAAAUCAGAAAAAGAUAAUCCAUUUUCGUAUGCCAAUGAUGAUAUAAUGGAUAUUCGAGGGGAAAGCGGGUUUUCAAAAUUUUUGUCAGUUGAUGAUUAUAUAAAGUUAUUAUUAAAAAAACCAAAAAGAGAUGUUAAGUUGCCAGAAGAUUGGCGUAAUAUUAUCGAAGAAUAUUUAAG